ACUAGUCCCUGGACUCACUGCAACCGGGCCAUGUCCUCUCAGCGGAACGUGCUGUGUGCGGUUCCGGUUUUCAAUGGACGUCGAUGACGCGGUCUAUGGGCGAGAUGGGUGCGACGAUGACGGCUACAGGCUGCGGGUGGAGUUCCCUCGGAGCGGCAGGGGCUCCAGAGGCGGCUUCCGUGGGAUUGGUGGAGCUCCCAGAGGAAGAUACGGUCCUCUCUCCAGACGCUCCGACUGUGUCGGGACUCCCUCAGAGUGGCAGCUGGCAGGACCUGAAGGACCACAGAGAAGACAUGACCUAUGGCCGUUCGAAAGCUGGACAACACCAAAUCCCGCUCACAUGAGACGGUCCCCGCAGCCCACGUUAUGGAAGAUCCCGUUCCCGCAGUCAUGGCAGUCGGAGCAGGAGCCGGAGUCCCAGCCUCAUCGGUCCCCGUUGCUGUGACAGAGGAUCGCCUCGUCAGAGCCGCUCUCUCGCUCCCGUUCUUAAAGUUUUCUACCACCGAUGUUUUUGCCCUUUUGACGUAUACCCUCUUGUUUUUACCUCUUUUUCAUCGGUUUCUCCAGAUGUCGGCAAUUGAUUUAAAUUUGGGCAUUUCAUGUCCCGAUGUCCUUGUGGAUGAUCAUGGUAUGUAGAUGUACACCCCCCCUCCCCUCUCCUCUUUCACCCUCUCCCCCACCCACUCCAGCUGCUCUGUCCUUUUUGUUUUCUCCUCCUCUCUGUCCUCUCAAUUUGAGGAACAUUAGAAAUCGUUCUGUGUGGAGCUUCAAAAAAGCUGCACUCAAUGUUUUCGCAAGUAUUGAACAUUUAACUUUUAUUGGGUUUUUGUUUAUUUUAAAAAACACACAUAGUUUCUCUCAUUGGAUAUGUGGUGUGUGCUGUUUGGACAGGGAGCUCAAUGCUUAACUGUAUUUUGCACUUGUGUCUUCCUCUUAGACAUCUGAAGAGAAGGAUUAAGGUGAUUUGGAAUAAAACCAUAGUGGAGCACAUUUCAUUUGUAUGGUCAGGAUAGGACAUCGAGGAGCAAUCAGUUUGAGGCAAUGUUACGCUUUAUAAAUUGAAUGUUUUGAUAGGUUGCCAUCAUGCGUGACAUUUAAAAGCCAUUUGUGCUUUACACACAUAUACAUCUUCACAUAUAUAUAUAUAUAUAUAUAUAUGUAACUUGUUACUCUGACUUGUGAAAGAAUAAGCAGUCCUAGACCAAGUGUUGUGAUGUAAUUGUAACAUAUUUACUGUCAAAUGUAAAAAUCUGAAUCACUUUGUUGCAAAAACGUCCCACUUUUAAAAUGUCCUCAUUGGUUAACAUGAUUUAACUUCAGGGAGCUACAUUGUUUGCGCUCAGUGGUGGGUUUUUUUCUAUUCUUUUCUUGAUCUGACAUGAGUGCACUAAAAUGGAAAAAUUAGGCCCAAA
Pseudoliparis swirei is the source of this 1412-nucleotide messenger RNA. It is a transcript of the gene srsf1a, whose product is annotated as serine and arginine rich splicing factor 1a. NCBI's taxonomy places the organism in Eukaryota, Metazoa, Chordata, Actinopteri, Perciformes, Liparidae. The record is from RefSeq and is a predicted model, not a curated record. The transcript has 4 exons. The coding region runs from base 74 to 445 and encodes 123 amino acids.